This is a messenger RNA of Dentiscutata heterogama, 1245 nucleotides long. The record is from the annotation of a GenBank genome assembly. NCBI's taxonomy places the organism in Eukaryota, Fungi, Glomeromycota, Glomeromycetes, Diversisporales, Gigasporaceae.
AUGUCAUAUGUACGUCGUUCAGCACGCGUCUCUGCACUUCUAAAGUCUGCAGAAACGAAACCAAUAACCAUUAAGAAGCUCGCUGAAAAAGCUUCUGAUCAAGACGUGACAAAGGCGAUUAAGAAGGAAACUACUAAAGAUCGUGACAUUUCUAUUGAGACUGUAAAACAGGAAAAUGGACUUAAGGUUGAAAAUAAAAAACGUGAAAACAAUAAGAACAAGGAUAUGGAUUCUCAAAAACCAAAAAAAAAAGUUCGUGAAAGAAAACAUGAAAUAAUUUACGCGCCAAGGGUUUCGGGUACUAAGAAAUUGGUUGGUGCUCACGUUAGCAUUUCAGGAGGAAUUCAUAAUGCUAUACAAUAUAGUUUAUCCAUUGGAGCAAAUGCAUUUGCCAUUUUCCUACGAAAUCAACGUAGAUGGGAUGCUCAACCUCUUGAUCCUGAACAUGUUUCCAUGUUUCGUGAAGGUUGUGACGAGAAUAUGUAUCCAUCUGGUUCUGUGCUACCUCAUGGAAGUUAUCUAAUCAAUCUGGGUAAUCCUGAUCAAGAAAAGCGUUCAACUGUUGGACAAUGUACGCUAGAGGAAUCUAUACAACAUAUCGCUGGUUGUAUUAAUAGAGCACACGAUGCGACAAAAAGUGUCAUUUGUGUAGUUGAAAAUAUGGCGGGUGCUGGGAAUUCCGUGGGAUCAAAAUUUGAAGAACUUGGUAAAAUCAUUUCACUGGUCAAAAAUAAGAAACGUAUUGGUGUGUGUAUUGAUACAUGCCAUGCGUUUUCUGCGGGGUAUGAUCUUCGCACAAAGGAAAGAUAUGAAGAAACUAUGACCGAAUUCUCUCGUCAUGUUGGUUUCCAAUAUUUAAGAGGUAUGCAUUUGAAUGAUUCUCUCAAGGAACUAGGUUCUCGUCGUGAUCGACAUGCAAACAUUGGUAAAGGUUAUUUGGGUUUGGAACCUUUUCGAUUAAUUAUGAAUGAUAGUCGUAUGGAUGAAAUACCUUUAAUUCUAGAGACUCCCGUACCUGACGAUGACUUUGAAAUUUAUAAAAAGGAAAUCGCUCUUCUAUAUGAGCUUAUUGGUAAGCAAACAUUGGCCGAUGCAAAUAUUCCAAAAAGUUUUGUGAAAAGCCUUGGUAUGAACGAAAAUGAAAUUUCAAAGUCCUCGGGAAAAAAGAAAAAGGUCGAAAAAAAUUCUGAGAUUGACGAAUCCAUUGUGAUUGUUCCACAAAAGAAAAAGGCUAAAAUUAAAUAA